This is a messenger RNA of Oncorhynchus tshawytscha (Chinook salmon), 2534 nucleotides long. RefSeq names its product uromodulin. Gene Ontology annotation, biological process: neutrophil migration. NCBI's taxonomy places the organism in Eukaryota, Metazoa, Chordata, Actinopteri, Salmoniformes, Salmonidae. Gene Ontology annotation, molecular function: calcium ion binding. The coding region runs from base 341 to 2131 and encodes 596 amino acids. The record is from RefSeq and is a predicted model, not a curated record. The transcript is spliced from 9 exons. Gene Ontology annotation, cellular component: apical plasma membrane; cell surface.
CAUGAAAAUAUGUCACAUUUGAUUUGAUUUUGCCACAAUUGAAGUGAAUUCAGGAACUCAGGAAGUGGAAGUUGAUCAUUUGUUAUUUUUAAACGCUUCUUUAAUUAUAAAACUAAAACGUGUUUGUUUCGCUCGUUCGCCUUUAUCAUGUUUUGACCCUGAUGGAGACUUUUAGGCCAAAAUACAUAGGUUUAUGAUGGAAGAAAACAUUUUUUUUAAUCAACUUCCUCUGCCGGAAGAGCUCCCUUUGGCUAUAACUGUACCAACAAAAAAAAAUGAUAUUAUUUUUUAAUUCUUUAUUUUCCAGCUGUGUGUCUGAUCUGAAGAGAAGCUGAACAGAAUGAUGUCAUCGGGUGUUCUGAUGGUGCUCCUGUUCUUUAAACAUGUUACUGCGGACAGCUCAGGUACGGUUGUUACCAGUUGUGAGGCGUGUCAUGACCAAGCCACCUGCCUAGACUCACCUGUGGAACGUGAGAGGGGAGAUGCUUUCCAAACCUGGUCCGUCACUUGCACCUGUCAAGAUGGCUUCGUUGGCGACGGCAUCACCUGCUACGACCUUGAUUUCUGCGCUAAAGGCUCCUGCUGUCGUCAAGGUUACGGCUGGUCCUCGGAGCUGGGCUGUGUGGACGUAGACGAGUGUUCCCUCCCAGACCAACCCUGCAGCCCUCCUCAGGUCUGUGAGAACACCCCCGGAUCCUUCAACUGCCUGGUGCCUCCUGAAGACGACCUCCACUCCAGUCCUGGUGACUCCCGUUCAGUGCAGUUUCAGUGCGGGGGGAGACGGUGUCCAGUGGGAGAGGACUGUAUCAGUGUUGGUGGAACGUCCCUCUGUGCAGACCCCUGCCUGCACUACUCUGUACUGAAUGACGACUGGCGUUCCACCACCAACUACGGUCCAGCUAACGGCUACCACUGUGACUCGUCUGUCAACUGGCAGGGCUGGUAUCGCCUGUUCCUGGGGAACACCAGUGUUCAGAUGCCAGAGAGGUGUGUGGAAAGGUACAUGUGUGGGACGGAGAUCCCCUUGUGGCUUCCAUUAGCUCAUCCCCAGCUGUUAGACGGGGUGGUUCAGAGGAGCGUCUGUGGACACUAUUAUUAUGACUGCUGCUACUGGAGGCAAAAUCCCAUCCAUGUCAAAGCCUGCUAUGGAAACUACUAUGUCUACAAGUUUGUCCCUACAACAACAUGCAACAUGGCCUACUGUGCAGAUGUCAACACCACGGUGUGUUCCACAUGUGGAGUGUUUGAUGCCUGUGUGCGAGACAAUGAGACCACCUGGAGAUGUGAGAGGAAAGCUCCAGAGCUGGUGUGUGGGCGGAGCCUCCUGAAGGUGGGCCUUCCAAAUGUUUACCUGGAGGCUGCUGGUCUGGAUGCUUCCUCUGCCCACCUGGCUGACGGACGCUGCUCCGCCCACGAGGAUCGUAACGGCUCAGUGUGGUACCAGGUGGAGCGACGGGAGGGACACUGUGGAAACACUCUGGAGACAAACACCACCCAUGCUGUCUACUCCAACAGCUUAUUAGUUUAUCCAGUAGAUGGGAGGAACGGCUCCCGACCCUUCGGCUUUCCCUUCUCCUGUGUCUAUCCUCUGGAGACAGAGAGCAGUCUGGAUGUGGCCAUCAGACCUCUCCCACUAACUGAUCAUAAAGUUGUCCGAGUCGGUGCCAAGGCCAAGGCCUCCAUGUCUCUGUACCGCGACUCCAACUACACACAGCCUUACCCAGCUGGUCAGCCAGUCACCCUGAUUGUGGGCUCCUCCCUGCACGUGGGCGUGUCCGUAGAGGAGUCCGAGGCAGAACGUUUUGUUGUUGUUCUGGAAGACUGCUACACCACGGAAUCCCCCAGCCCUGAUAAUCUCCCACGGACCUACAUGAUUCAGGACAGGUGUCCUACAAAUCGUACCCAGGUGACAGUGGAGGAAAGUGGCUCGUCCCUCAGGGCUUCGUUCUCUGCUCUACUGCAGGGGGAAUACCGUUACAUCUUCCUGCACUGCAGCCUCAGCCUGUGUGACCAGGGGAGCUCCUCCUGCACUCCAGUGUGUUCCAGGAGGAGAUCCCGCUCUGUGUCCAAGUCCAUCCGCCUCAAGCCGCUCACCAUCGGGCCAAUCACCUGGGCCCAGAGUCUGGAGUGAGCCUUGGGAGCCCCUCCCAGGGGCCCAGAGUCUGGAGUGAGCCUUGGGAGCCCCUCCCAGGGGCCCAGAGUCUGGAGUGAGCCUUGGGAGCACCCCCCAGGGGCCCAGAGUCUGGAGUGAGCCUUGGGAGCCCCCAGCAUGUCAUAUGAUGGAUGGGUCCCUCCUGCACUAAUCCCCUGAUCUCCAUCCCAACCUACAGCCCAGUGUAACUUUCAAGGGCACAGAAAUACCUGUUUUGAUUCUAGUAAUGAAUUUAUGCACUACAGUGUGAUUCAUUGUACUGUGUAUGUUGUAUACACACAGACUUGCAUUGUUUUAGGACUGAUCAUUGUGUAAGUUCCAACCAAACCUGAGUUGCUGUGUGUGUAUGCUGUGAUUUGAUGAUGAAUAAAUAACUAAACUA